AUUUGAUAAAAAUACAAAUAUUUAAAUCUUUACUUUAACUAUGGCUUUGUCAAAUAGUACUUUAAAACAACAACAACAACAACAACAACAGCAGCAAGUACAACCUACCAUAAAAAAACGUUCAAAAAUAUCAAAAAGAGAGUUAGAAACUUUGAACGAUAAUAAUAGUAAACGAGCAAGAAGAGAUUUACCAAAAUGUCCAAUUUGUGAAUAUCGCAUUGAGCCUGAAUAUUGGGCUGAACAUUACCAAUAUGAAUUAAACCGUUUGUCAGAACCAACAUCAGAAGCUUAUUUAGAUCCAUUAAACAAAAAUAAAGGGAAACGAGGUGCGGCAGUGAUGGCAAGGAAACAAUUAGAAGGCAAAGGUAAAAAAAAAGCAAGUCAAAUGUCAGUUCAUGAAGAAAUAGUUGAAAAGAUAAAAAAGAAUCGCUCAAAGAGAGCAGAACGUUUAAAACAAAUAAACAAUUUGGAUAUAAGAGGUUUAGAUGAUGACAAUACAGUAGACGAUUCUCAAAUGGCACUUCAAGUCAUGUUACAAGAGGGUUCUGAUAUACAAACUUGCUUUAUUUGUAACGAGCAGCUUUUUGGUGACCUUGAAGCUAUUAAUCUUCAUAUUGAUAAUUGUUUAUCGAAUUCAAACGCUGCUGCUGCUGUUGCUGCUACAGAAGAAACAACAGAGGAAGCCAAUCUGACGAAUGAUCAACAAUCACCAGGUUGGGAAGAAUAUGAAUGGGCAGGUCAAAGAAGAGUAAGAGCAACUGCAAUGAUGGAAGGAGGUUAUGGAGGUGCAGGCUUUGCUACUGCAAGUAAAACAGAGGUAGAAGAAGAAGACGACGAAGAUUUAGAUGUAGAAGAUGAUGACGUUGCUCAGUUUGGUCAAAGUCAGUAUACCGAAAGAGACAUUGUAGUUAAUACAGACGAUGAAGAUGCUUCUGCUUUACGAGAAAUGGUGUCAGGAGGUGUUGCAACAUCACGCGAAAGGCAAGGAUUUGAAGAAACAGUGUCUGUUGCAGGUUGGAAUCGACAUUUACAAAAAGAAGAACAACACGAUAAAUAUUACAUCAAAAAGAGUAGUACAGAUAGUCAUCAUUCAUCGCUAGUCAUUGAAUCACUUAAAACACGUAUUCAUGAAUUAGAAAGAGCAUCUACUUCAAAUAAUUGUCUAAUUUGUCUUGAACCUUACAAGACACCGCUAACAUCUAUUGUUUGUUGGCAUGUUCACUGUGAACAAUGCUGGUUACGAACACUUGGUACUAAGAAACUAUGUCCUCAAUGUCAAAAAAUCACUACGCCUGCUGAUUUAAGGCGUAUUUACCUUUAAUUAACUGUAUAUAUUUUUCAUCAUUAUUACAUAAUAAUAUCUUCCUGUACAGAUGAUACAAAACAAAAUAAACCAUGUAUAAUUUUUU
This is a messenger RNA of Cokeromyces recurvatus, 1409 nucleotides long. RefSeq lists its product as uncharacterized. The record is from RefSeq and is a predicted model, not a curated record. Gene Ontology annotation, biological process: protein ubiquitination. NCBI's taxonomy places the organism in Eukaryota, Fungi, Mucoromycota, Mucoromycetes, Mucorales, Mucoraceae. The coding region runs from base 41 to 1321 and encodes 426 amino acids. Gene Ontology annotation, molecular function: ubiquitin protein ligase activity; metal ion binding. The transcript is spliced from 5 exons.